This is a messenger RNA of Telopea speciosissima, 1383 nucleotides long. RefSeq names its product alpha-amylase-like. Gene Ontology annotation, biological process: carbohydrate metabolic process. Gene Ontology annotation, molecular function: calcium ion binding; alpha-amylase activity. The transcript is spliced from 4 exons. The record is from RefSeq and is a predicted model, not a curated record. Lineage: Eukaryota; Viridiplantae; Streptophyta; Magnoliopsida; Proteales; Proteaceae. Bases 11 to 1294 code for a protein of 427 amino acids.
GGAGAAAAAGAUGGGUUAUAAUCUUGUUGCAGUGUUCUUGGGUCUCUACCUCGUCAUCUCUCUCCAACCCUCCUUCACAGUUGCCCAAAUAUUAUUUCAGGGAUUUAAUUGGGCAUCAUGGAAGAAGGAAGGGGGAUGGUAUAACUUUCUCAGCAACUCUAUUCCUGAUUUGGCAAGCGCUGGGGUCACACAUGUUUGGCUUCCUCCAUGCUCUCAUUCUGCUGCAGAUGAAGGGUAUUUGCCAGGAAGAUUGUAUGAUCUGAAUGCAUCAAAAUAUGGAAAUCAGGAAGAACUGAAGAAACUGAUAAAGGGUUUUCAUGACAAAGGAAUCAAAUGCAUUGCAGACAUAGUCAUAAACCAUAGAGUUGCAGAGAAGACAGAUGAGAGUGGGACAUUGAACAUCUUCGAGGGAGGAACCCCAGAUAAUCGUCUCGACUGGGGUCCAUCCAUGAUCUGUGGUGAUGACACAAAAUUUCACGGCACAGGGAAUCAGGACACAGGGAUUAACUGGGGUGAUGCUCCAGACAUUGAUCACACCAAUCCAACAGUCCAAAGAGAGUUAUCAGAUUGGAUGAAUUGGCUCAAAACUGAAAUUGGGUUUGAUGGAUGGAGAUUUGAUAUGGUAUUGGGAUACGCUCCAGCUUAUACCAAGAUCUAUAUGCAACCAACAAACCCAAAUUUUGCAGUUGGAGAGCUUUUCAGAUAUCUUGUUAAUGGUACAGACAAUAAACCAUUGUAUAACCAGGAUCCACACCGUCGUGAAUUAGUGGAAUGGGUACAAGCUGCAGGAGGGACUGUGACAACCUUUGAUUUCACAACCAAAGGGAUUCUGACAUCUGCUGUACAGGAACAGGAAGAGCUGUGGAGGAUGAAGGAUUCAGAAGGAAAGCCACCAGGAAUGAUUGGUCUCUUACCAUCAAAUGCUGUAACUUUCAUUGACAAUCAUGAUACAGGGUCACAGAAACAAUGGCCUUUUCCAUCUAACAAAGUAUUGCAAGGAUAUGUCUACAUUCUCACUCACCCAGGGAUACCUUCCAUAUUCUAUGAUCACUUCUUCGAAUACUCAAUUAAGGAUAACAUCAAGAACUUAACUGCAAUAAGGGAAAGGAAUGGGAUCAAACCAACUAGCACCGUUCGUAUUAUUACUGCUGAAUCUGAUCAGUAUGUAGCAAUGAUUGACGAGAAAGUUAUUGCCAAGAUUGGUUCAAGAAUUCCUGUUGGAGACGUUAUUCCCUCAACGUUCCAGAUUUCUACUUAUGGAGAUGGCUACGCUGUGUGGGAGAAAAAACAGUGAUGCAUGUGUUGCUGCAGGUUUUCAUUGAGAAUGAGACUCACUUUACAUUAUGUUUUGGUCAUAAUACUGAAAGAUGGUUGCUUAAAAUC